Messenger RNA from Nothoprocta perdicaria, 4544 nucleotides. RefSeq names its product alkB homolog 5, RNA demethylase (gene ALKBH5). The transcript is spliced from 5 exons. Gene Ontology annotation, biological process: mRNA processing; mRNA export from nucleus. Lineage: Eukaryota; Metazoa; Chordata; Aves; Tinamiformes; Tinamidae. The record is from RefSeq and is a predicted model, not a curated record. Gene Ontology annotation, molecular function: oxidative RNA demethylase activity. Gene Ontology annotation, cellular component: nucleus. Bases 142 to 1272 code for a protein of 376 amino acids.
GUGCGUCCGCCCCGCCGCCGGGACCGCGUCGCCACGGGCAGCCGGCAGCGGAUGCCAUGAAUAGCAGCUGCGCGUCCCCCGCCRCGGCCCGGAGCCCAGAGCAGCCAGGAGAUCCAUAGAGGAGGGGGCUGCGGACGCACUAUGGCUGGGAGUGGCUACACGGACCUGCGAGAGAAGCUCAAGUCCAUGAUGCCUUAUCGGGACAGCUACAAAGGCGGCAGCCUGCGGGAGCCCACGGAGGCCUCCUACGAGCGCAAGCGCCGGUACCACGAGGACUCCGACUCCGAGCCCAGUGACUAUGAGGAGCAGAAGGAGGAGGAGGAGGCCCGGAAAGUCAAAAGCGGCAUCCGCCAGCUUCGUCUCUUCAGCACGGAGGAGUGUGCCAAGAUCGAAGCCCGCAUCGAGGACGUGGUGUCCAGGGCUGAGAAGGGGCUCUACAAAGAGCACACCGUGGAUCGAGCGCCUCUUCGGAACAAGUAUUUCUUUGGGGAGGGCUACACGUACGGGUCUCAGCUGCAGCGGCGGGGGCCCGGCCAGGAGCGCCUCUACCCRCGGGGGGAGGUGGAUGCCAUCCCGGAGUGGGUGCACGACCUGGUGAUCCGCAAGCUCGUGGAGCACAGGGUGAUCCCCGAGGGCUUUGUGAACAGUGCUGUGAUCAACGACUACCAGCCCGGGGGCUGCAUUGUCUCCCACGUGGACCCCAUCCAUAUCUUUGAGAGGCCCAUCGUCUCCGUGUCGUUCUUCAGCGACUCCGCGCUCUGCUUCGGGUGUAAGUUCCAGUUUAAGCCCAUCAGGGUCUCGGAGCCGGUUCUGUUCCUGCCGGUGAAGAGAGGAAGCGUCACAGUGCUCAGUGGCUAUGCGGCUGAUGAAAUUACACACUGUAUUCGACCACAGGACAUCAAGGAGAGAAGAGCUGUCAUCAUCCUUCGAAAAACAAGACUAGAUGCACCUCGAUUGGAAACAAAAUCGCUGAGUAGCUCUGUGUUGCCACCAGGUUACACCUCUGACCGCCUGUCAGGAAGCAACAGGGACCAGAUCCUGAAACCAAAGCGGUCCCAUCGCAAAGCAGAUCCUGAUGCUGCCCACAGGCCGCGGAUUCUAGAAAUGGAUAAAGAAGAGAACAGGCGCUCGGUCCUCUUACCAAAACAUAGGAGACGGAGCAACUUCAGCUCUGAGAACUAUUGGCGAAGGUCUUACGAAUACACGGAGGACUGUGAUGAAGAGGAGGAGGAUGGCAGUCCAGCCAGGAAAGUUAAAAUGAGGCGACAUUGAGGAAUGCGCGUUCCAGGCUCACGUUGCUGAUGAGAUUGGCCUCCAGUCUGUGAAAAAUUUCUCCUCCCUCUGGCUAUUUUCCAUCUAGCUUCAGUUUUGGUUUUUCCUUUCAGGCUGAAGAAUGAACAGGAAGGAUCUAGCAAUUUGUUUUUAUGAAUGGAGGAAUGCUGAGACAUACGGAAGGAUGGAACAUGUCCAGUGCACAUGGUGUCCUGAGUCAUGGGUCAAAUGGGCAUCUCUCCCUUAGGAAGCAGAUAACGUUGUGCCAGGCUGUCUGUUGGGAUUUUUUUUUUCCUUUUUGAAAACACCAAAAAGUUUAAGUGUUUCAUUGCGCAAGAUUCAAGAAUUGUAUUUUUGUUUUUUGCUUUAACUUUCUUCCUUUUCAGAUGUUCUAAAUAUGAUGUUUGACCCCAGGAGCUGAAAUUCUCUGUGGUGGCCUCGUAUUUCUUGCUUCACCAAAGGGCUCCUCGGUCUGCUCUUACCUAGUUGUUGUUAGGUUGUUUUUUUUCARGGUGCCCUACGGUAACUGGAAGUUGGAAGCUUUGCAGACCCUUCCUCUGCAAUUGAUUACAAAAGGUUUAGGACAUUUUUGUUGCACUUUAGUACCAGUUUUAAACGCCGUAGACUUCCAGUCCCUGUUUGCAAGCCAGCUUGGGCUCACAGCCUUGUGUCCCUGCAGCGCCCUCUCCACGAGGAAUGUACCUGGACUCUGGCUUCUCAGUGCUGCGCUGAGCAGGGAUGUGUUUUGGUGGGGGACGGAGGAAGGCCGGUGUCUUGGCUGGCUUCCUCCAGGCGGGUCUGGCAGGGACCUGGGGUCCGUAUGGGAGCGCAGGGACUGCUGUGUGAGUGAGCGYGUUGGACACGAGCUGCUUGCUGGAGUGAGGAGAUGCAGGGCAAACGCCGUGCCCGCCCUGGCGCCCCUUUGGAAGCGCUGUCCUGACCGCGCGGGGGACAGGCCCGCGGUCCCCUGCCAGGCGGAGCAGCUUGAGGCACCAGUGUCCGGGCCCGAGGGACCUGCUCUGUUUUCCCAGCCCCUGGAACAGAGCAGGGAGCGGCUGUGGCCUCCGGGCUGCUGGGCAGCUCGGCCACGCUCCUUCCCACCAGGGCCGGUUCCGGGGACGCCGUAGGGCGGUACAAGGCUCCGGUUUGGCCCAGGAGGGAACGUCAGCUCCGGUGUAUCCCGCAGCUCGCACGGCAGAGGGCUGCGUGCCCCCUUGGAGUGUUUUCCUGGGGCGGAGUCUUCUGGAUGCUGCGGGAAAUGCUGAGAAGAAUCAGGCUUUUGGCCCUGGGGAGUUAAUGUGAGAAGGGCUCCCUUCUUGCUUUUCUCCUCCCAGCUGGUUUGUGUUACCCUGGCCUGAAGUUCCCGGUGUUUUCAAAGCUUGGGGCCCAACACCAUAUUUAGAACCCUACUUUUAAGAAACUUCRAGUUGAUUCUUUGAACCCAAGUGUUGGCAGUCAUAAGGGGUAGUCUUAUUUUAAAAUAAUUUUUACUGCUUUGCCUUCCUUCAAAAUGUAGUUUUCCGUAGCAUUGUGUUCCCCACACUUCAUGGUCUGCACGCUUGGCAAUAAAAAGAUGUAAUAUAUUUUGAAACCGGUUUGCUGCUGUCGUGAGGAACUCGGUCAGAGGAGGCGCAGGCGUCGAUCCCGCAGCACCGCCGCUCGGCCAGGGAGCGUCUGGGGCGCGUUGGGCUCCCGCCGCGUCGCUGCCAGGGCCCUGGAAGUCGCUGCCGUCUCGGGAGGUUUCGUGCGUGAGGCCCUCGCUCCCUGCCCUUGGUCCCCGCUGCUCCGCUUGCCUUCCCGCCUGAGAACUCGGCGCGUUCRGAGCAGCCUCCCGGCCCCCUCUGCACACAGGUCUGGACGCUCGUGCUUUUGCUYUGUUUUCUAAAAGAGAAGCUAUUUUCAGGCUGCGCUUAGCAUGGGAUGUUCCUUGCCCUCCUCGCUUGCUGCAGAGAAUCCAGGCCAGCUCUUGGCUGUGGAAUCCCUGUUUCGGGAAGCUUGGCGUUCCCCCGCGGGCAGAGCAGCGGCAGGGAGCAUCGAUCCCUUUGCCUCUUUGCGGCGCCAUCCGAAAACAUCCUUGGCAAGCUGGGGCCCCAGCAGGAUGCCUGGGAAUGGCUGUUCCCGGCUGCCUGUCUGGMUGUGUCCCAAGAGGGGCCCGUGUCCUGGGGCGUCAGUGUCGCCACCCGCUCGGUGCCUGGUGGCCGCGUUGGCCGCUCCGUCGGMGGUGCCCACGCGCAGCCCGCCCUUCUCCUCUCCCCCCGCUCCUCCUCCUUAAGCCUACCUCUGCAAUACGGAUAAUACUGUACGCUGGUGAAAGYGGGGGCAGCCUGCCCCUUUGGGGCCCCUUCCCCAGCUCCCGAGGCGACGGCAUCGCCGCGAUCCCGCGGGAUGGCUCUUGGCUGCGUCUCCACUGCCGCGUGCCCGCGCUCCUUCCUCGAGGCGGGCGCAAACCGUGGCCUCGCCGCAGCCUGCGUGGGUGGUGGUUUUGUUCUGCGUGGCACGUUGGGGCGCUCUGCCCUGCCUUCCUCGGCCCGGGGCCGGGCCGAGCCGUGUCCCGGGCUCGCGCUCGCUUCUCUUGCGCUGCCUUUUCAGUUUGCCGACUGACUGCUCGGGCCUCGAAUCCUUGGAGAGAGAGGGGGACACAGCGGGGCUGGCCCAAAGCGUCUCGCGGGCUGGGAGGCCCCGGUACGUAGGCAGGCCGUUUUCCCCACUUGUACAGACAUUUUAUAAAUAUAUAUACACACACACACGUAUGUAUAUGUGUAGAUACAUGGUUUCUUUUUUUUAACUUUUGCACUGAACCACAUCAGAGCAAAACCUUGAUUCCAAAGCAGAAGAUAACGCUUUUCACGUGGCCCCGGGYGUCUCGAUCUCCCACCGCAACCUGCCUGGCAAACCCACAGCUCGGAAUGCUGGUGUCCCCCUGUCUGCUCCAUCUGUCCCGUCUGUGUCCCCGGGGGGCCCUGGGCGCAGGCGGGGGACACGAGGGCAGGGCRGACAGGAGGCAGCUCCGCUCCGGUGCCGCUUCCUCCCCGUGCGCUCCACGCAUGUAGCCCGUGUAACCUGCCCAGAGCACCAGCCGCAGCUCCCGCAGAGCCCCGCGCACCCCACACCGCGGAAGAACUUUUCUUUCCUAAGAAACCGGGAGGUAGGCGAGGGCUUGGGCCCUCUUUGCAAAGGGAGGAAUUUGGCUUUGUUGCCUUUGCCUGCGUCUUGGGAAGACGCGGUGAUCAAAUGGAAACUCGCGUGGGCUCCACCUGACCGUGGCACGAGGA